Molecule: messenger RNA, 1512 nt
Organism: Rotaria socialis
Lineage: Eukaryota; Metazoa; Rotifera; Eurotatoria; Philodinida; Philodinidae
Source: the annotation of a GenBank genome assembly
AUGAGCAAGGAUGAUUUGGCGACAAAGGAGAGCAAACGAAUUUCUCCAGAAAUAGAACAAGAAAAGUCGCACGAUACAACUAACACGCAAUCAAUAAACGCACAAUGCGAUUCUCGACAUGAACGAAUUAUUCAGCAGAUGGAAGAUCUUGAUCUUCUUACUGAAACAAAGGAUAUCGAUACGGAUUCAGGUGUCUCAUCAUUGAGACAGUCAUCCGAUAAAGUGGCUCAAUCCAUAUCACGAAUAACUAUAACAUUCGAUGGUGAAUUCGACAAUGAAACAUGUCAUCCAACAUCGAAUGCUUCAGUAUUGGAAACAGCUGAUUUUGAUCGUCGUCCGUCAGAUUCUUCAUCUAUAACUAAUUUUACACAUACGAUGGGAUCAAGUGAAUUUCGUACGAGUUCAGUAACAAGUAGUCGUACAUCAACUAUUACUCUGCCAUCUUUUAUUUUAUCAAUAAGAAACAAGAAUUCAAAACUGCCAGCAACCAAUGCAAACACUGCUGAAACAAAAGAAAAGCAUGGUGUACGUACAUUUAUACGAAAAAUCUUUAAAACAUCAUCAUCAUAUGCGCCAAGAAAUCGUACGCAUUCACAAACAAUCUUAAACAGUCAACAGAAAGGUCCCGUAUUAAAUAUUGAUGAAGAACGUGGUACAGCUUAUCCAACAAUGAGUCCGUUACCGAUUACGCAGGGUCCAAUACGAUUAUUAGUACUUCGACAUGGUGAACGACUUGAUCGAUACUAUUCAUCGCAAUGGUUAAGACAAGCAUUUGAUAAAAAUGGAAAUUUUUGUCGCUUUUCACCAAUCUUGCCAGAAACAUUACCAUUUCGUGCUUCAAUUCGUGAUUUCGAUCUUGAUCCACCGCUAACUUACAAAGGUCUCAAAGACGCUUUUCAUACAGGCACUGUGUUAAAAGAAAAAGGUAUUCAUAUUAAUUACUGUUAUUCAUCUCCAGCACUUCGUUGUGUUCAAACAGCUGCCAAGGUUCUUGAAGGUUUACAAUUACAAAAUAAACUUAAAAUGCGGAUUGAACCAGGUAUAUUUGAAUGUACCGGUUGGUAUACAGCGGAUGGCAACAACGAUACUUUAACAAUGCCAAGAUUUAUGACAAAAAAAGAGUUAUUAGAAAAUAAAUAUGUUAUUGAUAAGAAUUAUCAUGAACAAAUGUCGAUGGUUGAUUUAUCUCAUCUUGAAAAUGAAUUAGAAUUUUAUCAACGUUGUCAUGCGGUUACAGCAAAUAUACUAAAAAUGCAUGAACAAGAAUAUAUUAACAACAUUCAACAAGGACAAACUUCACCACAGCAAAAUGUACAUAUUCUAUUUGUCGCACAUGCACCGAAUUUAGAAACAUGUACCCGUAAAUUAUGUGGUGGAAAAUUUCGUCCGGAUACAUUGCCACAUGUUAUUCGAAAUGUUGAUUUUCUUACAAUGACUGUCAUUGAGAAAACCGAUAAUAACUGUGAGAAAUGGAUAUUUCGUCGUAGUUCAUUUUAUGGCGAUGAAUUUUGA